Lycium barbarum (goji berry) is the source of this 1390-nucleotide messenger RNA. Its product is annotated as UMP-CMP kinase. Lineage: Eukaryota; Viridiplantae; Streptophyta; Magnoliopsida; Solanales; Solanaceae. Gene Ontology annotation, biological process: CDP biosynthetic process; UDP biosynthetic process; 'de novo' pyrimidine nucleobase biosynthetic process. The transcript has 9 exons. Gene Ontology annotation, molecular function: UMP kinase activity; ATP binding. Bases 165 to 869 code for a protein of 234 amino acids. The record is from RefSeq and is a predicted model, not a curated record. Gene Ontology annotation, cellular component: cytoplasm; nucleus.
CAGAGUUUAGGGGACAGCGUGCAGAGGGGUAUUGUUUAACCGACUCACACUCACCUCACUCACUCCAUGUGAUGUGAUGGGUGCUUAAUAAUACAAAAGGCAUUGAAAUCUAAACCCAGCAGAGUAUAGAGAAUCUUCCCGGAAAAAAGGAAUAGGGAUCAAAGAUGUGGAGGCGUUUCACUUCACUCCCUCUCUUCUUUUCUCAUCAGGCGAGAAGAGCUGAAGAGCUCAAGAUUUGUCAAGCAUUUUGUACUGAAAUCAUCAAACCGGUAGAAGGUGACAGCUAUUCCAGAAGAAAUAGCCACCCUUUUGUCGCUUUUGUUUUGGGAGGUCCUGGUAGCGGUAAAGGCACUCAAUGUCUGAAGAUUGCUGAAACCUUUGGGUUCAAACACAUAGGUGCAGGAGAUCUAUUGAGGAAAGAGAUGUAUUCCGGCUCUGAGAAUGGUGCCAUGAUUCAAAAGUUAAUGGAGGAAGGAAGUAUUGCUCCAUCAGAGGUGACUGUCAAGCUACUUAAAAAGGCAAUUGAAUCAGCUGAACAUCGUAAGUUUCUAAUAGAUGGUUUCCCAAGAAGUGAAGAGAAUCGAAUGGCUUAUGAGAGGAUUAUUGGUGCUGAACCGAACUUUGUGCUUUUCUUUGACUGCCCUGAAGAAGUUAUGGUCAAACGAGUAUUGAACCGGAAUGAGGGGCGAGUUGAUGAUAAUGAACAUACAGUCAAGGAGCGCCUAAAAGUAUAUAAAGGUAUAACUCUUCCAGUAGUCAACCACUAUGCCAAGAAAGGAAAGCUUUACAAGGUUGAUGGUACUGGAACUCAGGAAGAGAUAUUUGAACGACUCCGUCCAAUUUUCACUUCAUUGAGGUUGUCGACAUAACGGAUACCCUGCAGAAGCAAGUGAUAGGAAUUGAAGAAGUUGAAUAUGCUGUAGAAAAGUACACACGAAUGUAGAUCGUUUCAUGGAAGAAAAACUGAAAAGCAAAAUGGCAAAUUGCAAGUCCAGGUCCUGUUCCAACCAAAAAAAAAAAAAAAUCUUGUUCAAAAAUUGCAAGUCCAGGUUUUGCUAUUUGUUCAAUAGUUCCUGCUUUUCUGGUGAAAAAUGUAGAGUCAGACCGCCAAUCUUGAAAUUAAAGUCCAUUCCUCCCACCUCCUCUGUUGCCAAUCUUACUGGAACCCAAACCCAUUCUCAUCCGGCGAGUUUACAGAUUUUGCCUUUUUUCUUCGUUAUUUUGUUGUAAUUGUUAUACAUUCCUUUUCUUCUUUCAUGCUAUAAUCAAUAUUUCAUACACACACGUGACACGUAUAAGAAUAACUCAAAUACAUUACUUCUACAGUUAAGAGUACUGCAAAUUGUGAUAUUUCCAUGGAAGAUGAUGUAAAAUAAAAUUACAGGCAAAA